AUGUUUUCUCUGUAUUCUGACAGAAACCUUGGGAAGUCUGGCCUGAGGGUGUCCUGCCUUGGUCUAGGUGAGUGUGAGCCAGGGGGGGUGCUGAGGGGCUAGGAAACAAACUGUGUUAGAGGUGACCCAGACUGCUGUUGUUUUCACCAGAAAUACACAAAGGGAAUUUAUUUCACACCAAAUUAUUUUUCUAGCAGAUAUCUAGGAGAGUGAAGAUAUGUCAGAAAUGCCAGCUGAGACCUCAAUCUGUUGACUAACACUGUUAUGGCAAACUGUGCCAAAGCCUCAUCUCUUAUAACUGUAAUUAAAAAGCUACAGUAAUCAACGUGUGGCAUCACUGCCUCUUCAACACUGCUCUCUCUAUGUAUCUCUAGUCUGAUAGACUACUAACACGGUCUCCCUGUCAUCUCUCUGUAGGAACAUGGGUGACGUUCGGAGGGCAGAUAACAGAUGAGGUGAGAGCAGAUGAGUUUUUCUGUUAUUCUAUCAGUCAGUCAACACUCUCCAGUUUCACAACUAUCUACAUGCUUCUACAGCCCACUGCUGCUCAGGAAGACUUGUAACAGACUGUAACACUGCUUACACUGCAAACAUAUUGACACAUAGAGAGCCAGAGAACCAACACACGUGCCAUAGCACUGAAGCGUGCGGUUACAACCUCAUACAUGCAGCCCGGAUUUUAAUAGUUGAAAACACUUAAGCACCGAUCAGUGAUCUCUUGACCCCCCCCCUCUUUCUUCUCCCUCGCGCCACUCUCGGCCAACAGAUGGCGGAGCAGCUGUUGUGUCUGGCCUACGAGAACGGCAUAAAUCUGUUUGACACAGCAGAGGUCUACGCCGCAGGGAAGUGAGUAUCAUCCAGACUGUCCACAUAACAUCCUCAUGCAGACAUCACUUAGAUAUCAAUGACCGCUGAAUCACAGGAUCAUACCACACACAGCCACAUAGCCAAGCAAAGCAUAGGCUAACACAUGUACUGUAAUGUGUUUGAACGAGCGCUGACCUAACAGGUGGCAAUGAAUGUAUGAGUGUGUUUAUUAAUGAGGUAGGGGACUCAUCUAAAGGAUGUGGUGUAGACUCACAUCUAGUAUCAAUGAGGCUGGUGCUGGUCUCCAGUCUCUCCAGUGUUAGCCUACAGCAUGUUGAGGGAGUCUCCCAGAUCAUCACACAUCUUUAGAGAUCUCAUUAAAUUUGAUUAAACCUCUGGUUCGGUGUAUCUGAGGCUCAGAUGAAACGCACACUGAUGCACUUACCGUGAGUUUGUGCGCCUCUGCGGCCUCCCGCGUAGGUAGUUGGCAGGCAUGUUUGCAAAUACAAGGCCUUACAAUUUAAUCCACACGUGCCUUGGACAAGGCGACCAGGUCAAGCCUGCAAAACUGUUUACAUAAACAUGAGUGAUUACUUGCUCUGUAGCCUUGAGCUCCAGACCUGAGGGGAGAAACACCUCAUUUAUAACACUCAUCAUACUGAGCUCUAGUGGUAUUUUUGAUGAGAGGUCAAGGGUCGAUUAUUCAUGAUUGCUUUAAUACCAGUUGAACCCAAACAGUGAUAUUUUGCCAACUCUAACCUUGGUAGGGCUUUAUAACAUCUCCUCAGAUAGCUGUAUACACUGUCCUGGAUUAAUGGAUCUUUGUUGUGAGUAAGGAUGAACUGAAAUAAUCUGAGGGAUUAUCCUUUCCAACAGUACCUCAGAUUAACAGCCUCUAACUCUUCUCUAAAUCCUCCCCAAGGAAAAUACUGGGCUCUCAUUGUGGCAUCAGGCACAUUUCCCAAGGUGUUAAUAUUAUGUAAAAGACUGAAGAAAGAAAAUAAAAGACAAACAACAGCCACCACAUAAAUUGUUGAUGGCUUUAUCAUUUUGAAUUAGUGCUGAGUGAUGAAGCGAAAUGUCAGUUAUUUUUCGUUUUUUAAACAACUAAUUGACCAACGACUGUUCAAUUAUUUUAAUUCCAUUGUUUGUUUGUUUUUUGAGCUCAAUGCGCACAUUGUGCUGCAGCUUCUCUAGAGAUAAAUCAGAUCACGCCCAAACUGUGCGAUGUAGUAGGGAGUUGUAGUUUCCAACAGGCCAAUGUUCUACAUAGUUUAGCGCAGAAAAUGUGAUGAUUAACUACAAUGACCAUAAUCUAUUGCGUGCCUACGUGUCCGUUCGGUGUUUCUUUUACUCCUGCUACGUAAGAGACAGAAGAAUGCACGAUCAAUAGGGAUACAUAGAGAGCAGUUGCUUCGCAAGGUAUUUUUACCAGAAAACACAUAUUCUAAGUGAUUGAUAGUUGGUAUUCAGCAUUCAUAAUUGUAUGCCUUAUUUACUUUGAAGAACUACUAAAAUAGUGAUUUUGUCAGACAGCAUAGGCUGCAGCUCUAUAGAGAUGCGUUGAUGACUUGGAAUGAAGUAAUAGUCAUCAAAUAAAACAAAUGUAAUAUACACAACAACUAAAAUAUUUUAUUAAAGUAAAGUAAUGUGAAUAAAUGAUGGUUAAUAAGUGAUAAGCAGUAACGGGCAGUCACUACCAUCAUGGGACUUUUAUUAAUUGUUUUAUUCUGUGUUACAGCAUUCAACCCACAUAAUGCAUAGUGUAUUUCAUGUUUUAAAACAUUUAUCAAAACCGAAAUUGAAAAUCGUGAAUAUUUUUUCAUAAUCUAACCGAAAAAGACCCGAUCUCAAAAAGCACUAAUCACUCAGCACUAUUUUGAAUAUUUACUUACAUGUGGCUUCUGUAGCUGAGCUGUGGAAAGGAUACAUAUCAAACUGCAACAUAAGGAAAUGGUGGCAGACUUGUAGGACAAGGGAAAUAAAGUUGACCUUUACCAUCAUCAUUCCACACAAUGGUGACAUUAGAACUGGCAGAUCAACAGAGUGACAGAUCUGUGUGGCAUGCAAAUGGACCUGACAGUCUGUCAGAACCCAGCAUGUCAGCUCUUCAGUCAAACUCAGUAAAGUGGACUGAAUCUGGAUAUGGGGAUAAUUAUGUGUUGCUGGCCUCACUGUUGAUAUUGCCACAAAGUCAACAUUUUGGGUUGGUAGAGUGGUUAGAGAGUGGGAGAGAGGCUCCCAAUUGCAGCCCCGCUGCAGCUAAAUGCCUGGUUCUGUGGGUUAGUACAUAUGUGUGUUUGCACUGUGUAUUUUUCCCUGCCACUAUGACCGAGUCACUGAAACAUAUUGACAGGGACACACUAUACAGUACAUCGAUUGACAGCUAGCUUAUGGACCAACGCACGCUUACUAACAUACUAUAGUGUAAGUGUAGACCCAUUAGCACAAACUCUAUGGCUUUAACAACCCACCCCUUCACACCAAUUUUCCCUCUACUUUUUUUGGGCACUGAGCUAAUUUCAGAUCUGCUAAAUUCUGUGCAACUUCCAGCGCGUUUACUGUGAACACUGAGGCUGUACCCGCUUUAAGUUAGUUUUAACAGUGGCCAUGUAGGCUACUGUGACUAUUUGAUCAUAAUGUAGGCCUACCAGAGUGGCCUACCAUCAAAAACAAUGGAGAAAAUUCAUAACAUUAACAUGGAAAUAGCUGUUCUAUCAUUCAUCCUACAGUAGCAGCCAAUGUGUGGUGUUCAAUGGAGGCCUACAUUCCAUGAGACUUUUGAGAAAAAAAACAGGUGACUGGAAAUGUUGUUGUGUUGUUUGAUGCAAGAAACCACUUUACAAAAUAAAAUACAUUAUUAUUCCCAUACCAUUAUUACAGAGAAUAAUGCUGCCUAUUGGCUACUUAGCUCAUUCAAGCCUGUCUCAAAAUACAACACAGCCCCUUUACCCGACUCGCUUUUCAAAGAUGUCAAGAAAUGUAUACGUUUUGUGCACUUGUAGGAAGCAAUCACUCCCCUAUUGCUGACUACAAAUGAUCUAUAACUGGGCUAAUAACUCACUAACUAGCAAAGGAUAUGAACAAAAUGUGCACACAUGGCUACAUGCAGCUCUCGCUUUGAUCUCAAAACAAGCGCGUCUACUCACGACCGCUCAUGCUGUAAACACAGUCCAGUUCAAAGUAAAUGGCACAGAUCCAUAUAUGGCAAUGGUCUAUUUCCAUAUAGGCCUACUGCAGCUCUGAUUGUUUAUGCUGCGCGAGCUGAGUAGUGUACGAGCUGAGUAAUGCAUGUCAAUGCAAUAGAAUCCUACUCCGAUGCGUUCUGCCUACAACAAAAUCUCUUGCAUAGUUCGUUUUGUUUCGGUAUGUUGCAUUGAAAGUGGCUAAUAUUGCGUUGAUUCGAUCACAAUUGCCACAGUAAAGGGAAACAUUGAUAGUGUUAACAGGGAAGACUCUAGAACAAUGGUCACCAACCUUUUCUGAGUCAAGAUCACUGAGUCAAAAUGCAAGCCGAGAUCUACUGCUCAGAUUUUUUUUAACAUGACAUAAAAAACAGAAGUCUAUGCAACAUUAACCAAUUAAAAACAGUACUGUAGCAAUGAAGUUUGUGCAGUAAGCUAUAGGCCUAAUACAUUAUCACCGCAUAUUGGCUUUGUUUGAAUUGCCCUGCCAAUGCAUUGUUGUUCAGGCCAUUCAACAUUUGAGGUAGGCUGUAUGAUCACACUGGUAAUAGAUCAGUUGUUGUAUUACUUGUGACGCAUAGCUGAGUAAGCAUACAUUUAAAUAAUUAGGUUUUUAUUUUUAUUUUACUGGGCUGAUUGUGCCUGCAUGUGAUGGUCAGUCUCAGCGAAGGGAGAGAGCAGCAGACUGAGGGUCUGCCUCUCGACAUCCCUCUGCUCUCCCUUUCCUCCACUUACACUGACCAAAAAGGGACACCGUUUUCCAGAUGAUGGCGAAACUCGAGUCGCACCGCAUUAUUUCUGCCUCAUGCACAAAUUCAUGUUACUCCUAUGAACAGAGAAAGUUAUAUAUUCCUCAAUAUUAAAAAAGACCCAAGCCGCUAAUAAUAACAACAACGCAAGCCUAUCUAUACACUUUCCUACUCAUUAAUUACUGCUGCAGUGCUUGUUGUAGCUCUGAGUAGAAAUAGGAAGAACACACAUUUUAUGGCUUAUAAAAGUGUUGAAUACAAAGUGUUGACAGUGCUGAUUUAAGAAUUUAAACAUCUCGUUGCUGUAUUCGUUGACAGUCUUUCUCUAGUCUGAAAUCUCACAGGAUCAUCUUUGCUGUAGCUUUCUUUUAUGCCUGCUAUGUUACUGCAGACACGGUCAUCUGAGCCAUCUGAUUGGCCAGCGGUAGGCCUAUAGUACACAUUAAAUUGUUCAAAAUGGCAACAGCUGAAUCGGGUGCACCUACCGCCAACAGCCAGAGACUAAUAAAAAAAUAGGAACACAAGGCUUUAUCGUUGGGUUUUUUACAGAAAUGUUUGGAGAUCGACUAGGAAUGCCUUGGAGAUCGACCAGUCAAUCGUGAUCGAGCGGUUGGUGACCACUGCUCUAGAAAGUUGAGUGAAGUUCAAUCUCGUUCUUCUCUCUGUGGGCUGAUAUUUCUGGACGGCAGUCCCGGGGAGCAGUGUGGCAGUCUCGGUGCUACUGAGCACACGCGCAGCUUAGAGGGAACAUUGCUUCACACACACCAUUAACAAACAAAAACAUGAACAAUAUGGUGCAGCCCAUGCACUGAAUCUUGUCUGUAUUCUUCAUACUGUCAACAUAUAAUACACACCCACACACACUUAUCAAUAUCAACCCACUCCCCCCCUCUUUAUAUUGCUGGCUAAUUGCAUCAAUGGCCACUCUCUGUGGCUCUGAUGCAUAUAAUUGUCUAAAGUCAAUGUAAAAUGCAGGUUAUGGAAAUGACGCAGUGGAAAACAAUUUGAGAAGGAAAUAAGAAUGUGUAAUCUAUAAAGAGAACGUUACUUAGACACCACCACCACCAUUGCAACACUAGUAGUCAGGGGCUGAACCUAGGAUCUACAGAUUAAGUUUAAAACCUACUCUACCUCUACCAUCUGCUCUCUCUCUUAAAACACUAAUUUCAAAGGAGCCGAGUACAGCAUAGUAUGUCACUGCCACAAACGCACACAAACUAAUACAAUCAGAACCUCUCUCCUCUCUUCAUGAAGAAGACAUGGGCCUACAAGGGGGAAGAGAUGCAAACAUCUGGCAUUAGCCUUCCAGAAAUGGCCCUCCCUCUCCCCCUGCGCAUACAGGCAGAGAGAGAUCUGAUGGGGAGGGGGAGAGAGGGAUAAGGGAAAGAGAAGCAGAGAGAGGGGAAGAGGGGGUACAGAGACAGAGUGGAAGAGGGGGUACAGAGGGAAGAGGGGGUACAGAGGGAAAGAGGGGGUACAGAGAGGGAAAGAGGGGGUACAGAGAGGGGAAGAGGGGGUACAGAGAGGGGAAGAGGGGAGUAGAGGGGGUACAGAGACAGAGGGGAGUAGAGGGGGUACAGAGACAGAGGGGAGUAGAGGGGGUAAAGAUACAGAGGGGAGAAGAGGGGGUAGGGGGUACAGAGACAGAGGGGAGAAGACGGGGUAGGGGGUACAGAGACUGAGGGGGGAAGAGGGGGGUUCAGAGACUGAGGGGAGAAGAGGGGGUACAGAGACAAGGGGGGAGUAGGGGGGUUACAGAGACUGAGGGGGGAAGAGGGGGGUCAGAGACUGAGGGGAGAAGAGGGGGUACAGAGACAGAGAGGGGUCAGAGACUGAGAGGAGGGGUUACAGAGACAGAGAGGGGGGUACAGAGACAGAAGAGGGGGUUCAGACAGAGAGGGGGUACAGAGACAGAGAGGGGUUACAGAGACAGAGAGGGGUUACAGAGACAGAGAGGGGAAGAUGGGGUUCAGAGACAGAGAGGGAAGAGGGGGUUCAGAGACGGUAGGGGAAGAGGGGGUUCAGAGACAGAGAGGGGGUUCAGAGACUGAGGGGGGGUUCAGAGACUGAGGGGGGAAGAGGGGGUUUCAGAGACUGAGAGAGGGGGAGCACAGCCACUUUGUGCUUGCCAUACACUACACAGAGUUCACAUUACAGGAAAACAUGGCAUUUGUUAGCCUUGCAGACCGGUGCUCCCUUCCUCCCUCCCAAUGACCGGAGUCAUCCCAGCCCUAAUGGAGGCCACGUUGGGCCUAAUUGGCACCCCGACUGCUGCUAAUGACUGACUGACAUGGAGCCUGUUACACACCAGCCAGCACCCUGCCAGGCAGCCCAUUCACACUACCAGCUCACUGAGUUUAACUCCACAUGCUGCAGGAGGGCUUUGUUAUAUGUCUAUAGAGACACUGGAAGGGUUGUUCAGGGUUACCACCACACAUUUGUGAUGUCUUCUUUUUCAAAGGCUUUCUGUUUGUUUUCUUUUGCGUCAUGGUAUGUGUAGUUGUUAGUUGACUAUGCCCAUUAUCUGAUCUCUCUCUCCCUCUCUCAGGGCUGAGGUGGUGCUGGGGAACGUCAUAAAGAAGAAAGGAUGGAGGUAUGUUCGUACGGAGGUUACUUUCAUAACGAGCCAUGUUUCAUUUCCGUCCCGUCACUCUCCCUCUCCUGAUAACUCCUCUAGUGAGCAGUGUGGUGUGCUCCGUUGUGCUCCAGCAGGCAGGCAGAGAGAGAUAAAAGAUGAAUGGAGUCAGGCAGGCAGCAGAGCCAUGGCCGUGCUCCUGCUCUUGUCCCUCAAAGCUACUGAAUAAUGGAAUGAAAGCGUCUCCUUUACCCUCUCUUUUACGUCAUCACCUUGUGUGUGUGUGUGUGUGUGUGCACGCUGUACUGUACUGGUCACUGGUCUAACCCUGGUCCAGGCCAGGUCAAGCCAACUGCCCCAUGGCAGUGUUGUACCUCCUUUGUGUACGUGCAGUAUGUGGGUAGCUAAAGGGUGUGUUAGGCUUAGUCAUCCUGCCAAUCGUAACAUCUAAGGCUCAGGGCACGCAAAUCAUCACCUCCAGAUUCCACCACACUAUUUCCAGCCUUGCCCUCUGCCCUCUCUGUGAUGUCAACCAGAGCACAUUGGAACACCCUCUCUGUGAUUCAUUGUCUAUGUGUGGUAUGGAGGUCUCACAUGUAAUGGGUUUUCUCUCCCUUCUCUUUGUAGGCGUUCCAGUCUGGUGAUCACAACAAAGAUCUUCUGGGGUGGAAAGUAUGUUAUCUCUUCUCUGGUUGUGUGUCUGAAUGAGAAAUAUACUGCUGUUUGUAAUUUGUCUGGGGCUGUGAGUGACUGGCACUGUAAUAGAGUAUAUAUCUAAUGCCAUGCAGAGUUGCUCCCUCCCUCCCUCUCUCUCUCCCAGUGGCCCUCUGGUUAAUGUGAUUAUGUGUAAUCCAUGCUGAUGUUAUAAUGGGCUUUUAGUGAAAUGUACUCUGCUCAAAAAAAUUAAGGGAACACUUAAACAACACAAUGUAACUCCAAGUCAAUCACACUUCUGUGAAAUCAAACUGUCCACUUAGGAAGCAACACUGAUUGACAAUAAAUUUCACAUGCUGUUGUGCAAAUGGAAUAGACAACAGGUGGAAAUCAUAGGCAAUUAGCAAGACACCCCCAAUAAAGGACUGGUUUUGCAGGUGGUGACCACAGACCACUUCUCAGUUCCUAUGCUUCCUGGCUGAUGUUUUGGUCACUUUUGAAUGCUGGCGGUGCUUUCACUCUAGUGGUAGCAUGAGACGGAGUCUACAACCCACACAAGUGGCUCAGGUAGUGCAGCUCAUCCAGGAUGGCACAUCAAUGCGAGCUGUGGCAAGAAGGUUUGCUGUGUCUGUCAGCGUAGUGUCCAGAGCAUGGAGGCGCUACCAGGAGACAGGCCAGUACAUCAGGAGACGUGGAGGAGGCCGUAGGAGGGCAACAACCCAGCAGCAGGACUGCUACCUCCGCCUUUGUGCAAGGAGGAGCAGGAGGAGCACUGCCAGAGCCCUGCAAAAUGACCUCCAGCAGGCCACAAAUGUGCAUGUGUCUGCUCAAACGGUCAGAAACAGACUCCAUGAGGGUGGUAUGAGGGCCCGACGUCCACAGGUGGGGGUUGUGCUUACAGCCCAACACCGUGCAGGACGUUUGGCAUUUGCCAGAGAACACCAAGAUUGGCAAAUUCGCCACUGGCGCCCUGUGCUCUUCACAGAUGAAAGCAGGUUCACACUGAGCACAUGUGACAGACGUGACAGAGUCUGGAGACGCCGUGGAGAACGUUCUGCUGCCUGCAACAUCCUCCAGCAUGACCGGUUUGGCGGUGGGUCAGUCAUGGUGUGGGGUGGCAUUUCUUUGGGGGGCCGCACAGCCCUCCAUGUGCUCGCCAGAGGUAGCCUGACUGCCAUUAGGUACCGAGAUGAGAUCCUCAGACCCCUUGUGAGACCAUAUGCUGGUGCGGUUGGCCCUGGGUUCCUCCUAAUGCAAGACAAUGCUAGACCUCAUGUGGCUGGAGUGUGUCAGCAGUUCCUUCAAGAGGAAGGCAUUGAUGCUAUGGACUGGCCGCCCGUUCCCCAGACCUGAAUCCAAUUGAGCACAUCUGGGACAUCAUGUCUCGCUCCAUCCACCAACGCCACGUUGCACCACAGACUGUCCAGGAGUUGGCGGAUGCUUUAGUCCAGGUCUGGGAGAAGAUCCCUCAGGAGACCAUCCGCCACCUCAUCAGGAGCAUGCCCAGGCGUUGUAGGGAGGUCAUACAGGCACGUGGAGGCCACACACACUACUGAGCCUCAUUUUGACUUGUUUUAAGGACCAUUACAUCAAAGUUGGAUCAGCCUGUAGUGGUGGUUUUCCACUUUAAUUUUGAGGGUGACUCCAAAUCCAGACCUCCAUGGGUUGAUAAAUUUGAUUUCCAUUGAUAAUAAUAAUAAUAAUAUGCCAUUUAGCAACGCUUUUAUCCAAAGCGACUUACAGUCAUGCGUGCAUACAUUUUUGUGUAUGGUGGUCCCGGGGAUCGAACCCACUACCUUGGCGUUACAAGCGCCGUGCUCUACCAGCUGAGCUACAGAGGACCACGGAUAAUUUUUGUGUGAUUUUGUUGUCAGCACCUUCAACUAUGUAAAGAAAAAAUUAUUUCAUAAGAUUAUUUCAUUCAUUUAGAUCUAGGAUGUGUUAUUUUAGUGUUCCCUUUAUUUUUUUGAGCUGUGUAUAUAUUGUGAUGUUACUGAGAUGGACGGAAUGAUAUGAUGGAAAGAAAAUAAAGCCUUGCCGUGGCUCUCUGCUGUAAUUCAACUGAUUCUGGAAUAUGUUUUUGAUCCAUAGAGCAGAGACUGAAAGAGGGUUGUCCCGAAAACACAUUAUAGAAGGUAAGUAAGCUGCAGCCAGCCAGCCAGAUCAAGGACAGGAUGAGAAAUUAAAUGCUGACAGUGCAUCAAACAACAUCCUGAUUAGUCAGUUUGGCUCCAGAGAGAAGAGACUCCAAUUUGAUAAUUGGGCACUCUCCUGGCGGGUUAGGAGUCUUGCUGAGAAUGAUCCUAGUUCCUUCUUUCUCUGUGAAAAAUAACACCUUAUUAGAAUCACAUUUAUUUGAAAAUCCUAGCUGCUAUAUUGAGCACUACCUCGCAAUUAGAGCCCGACCAGUAUAUCAGUUCACCAAUAUUUUCGGCUGGUAUUGGCCUUUUAUCGGUAUCGGCCAAUAAGUCCACCGAUAACUGAUAUUCAAUAAAUGGAGUGGGAGGGGAAAAAAAGGGACUCUCAUGCUUAUCUGAACACUUGCAGCCAUUCUCACAAUGCCAUUAAUGUCACAAUGUAAGAAAUCAACAUUUAAGACAUAUUUCUUGGACAAUUGCUCUUUUGAUUGGCAAUUUCAGAGAAUUCAUUGUGGGAAAAAUUUUUCACAAUUAUUUUCCCGGCGUAAAACAGUAUAUCGGCAGAUGUAUCAGUACGUUUUGUCCCCAAAAAAAUUAGAAUUGGUAUCGGACCCAAAAUAACAUCAGUUGGGCUGUACUCGCAAUAGUACACUCAAUAAGAUAUGGCUGCAACCAUGUCCCUGAACAAUAAUAGUGUGUGUAACUGUGGCUAUGAUGCAUGUCGUUGUAGGUUUAAAGGCCUCACUGGAGAGACUGCAGCUAGAGUAUGUUGAUGUGGUGUUUGCAAACAGACCGGACCCCAACACUCCCAUGGAAGGUAAGGAGGAACAUCUUGGUCCUCCUCUGUCACUGGCUUCUGCUGUCUGCCUCUUCUCUGUUCUCCUGCUGUGUUCUCUCCAUCCCAUAAGCUUCUCUGACAUGUCUAUGUCCACCCUAACUCACUAGGCUAUAUGUUUCUGUGUAGUGCAUGAAACUAUGUCCUCAUUUCACCCCAUCCUUCCCUACUGGCAGCAGUCUAAUGCCCUGGGGAGUGUUAAAUAUGAGUGAAAAACUGCUGGAGCAAAAAAUAAAUAAUAAUAAUUGUAUCAAAUAUGUUUUAUUGUCACAUGCUGUACACCGGAUAGGUGCAGUGAAAUGUGUUGUUUAAAAACCCUAACUGCACGAUCCUAUAUAAAGUUGGAGAGAUGUCUGAAGAAGACCUUUAAAUGACAGAGUACUCUGUGUUCUCCCACUGUCAUACAGUAUUCAUCUGAUCUAGGCUAUGUCCACUGUGAGCCAUGCUACAGUAGGACGGUUAGAACACACUCAGACUGUCCCUGUAACUGUUACUCUGCCCUGACACAGACCAUCUACACUGUUGUUGUACCUAACAUUACUCCUGUCAUUCUAUUUCUGCCUCUCUUGAACCAGGGAUAGCUGGUAUGUAAAAAAAUAUACGCAUGAGCUUUGGAUUUAUCCAUUUCUUUUGUUUUACCCAUCUGCCCUUUUAGGAGUUCAACAGUUCAUAAACUGCAGUAAUUCACAGGGAAAGGUUUGAACCUGCGCCUGAAGAAGUACUUUGGCCAUCUGGUGCACCUCUCUGUCACUAGCCUGAGGACAGAACAGAGAGGGAGAGAGUGGUGAUGCUGCUGUGUUAAUGUUACAGGCUCUCCUAAUCACUAUUUUACUCUCUCUCUCUCUCUCUCUCUCUCUCUCUCUCACUCAUCCUCAUUGUGUUUGCGCUUUCUGUUUUGGUUGCACACCAGCUCAAACAUGGCCAUCAGGCAAACUGUAAAUGACUAGUUCAUGUCUGACUGACUUGCUCUACUUUGGAUCAGAACAGUUCGCUACACAGCAUUUGUCUCUCUGCUCAUUGUAGUGUGUGUGUGUGUGUGUAUUUUCUUAUUUUUGAUUGGCAGAGACGGUGCGGGCGAUGACCCACGUGAUCAACCAGGGCAUGGCCAUGUACUGGGGCACGUCCCGCUGGAGCCCCAUGGAGAUCAUGGUGAGACACACAAACAGCCUCCUCUCCUUCCGGUCAUCGACCCAUUCUCACCACUGGCAAUGACAUGACACAACUAUAACAUCCUCUCACUGACUGUGAUAGACUGUGACAUAUUUUGAUCAUGUCUUUCAUAAUAUUGAUUGCUGGGCAUCACAACCUUGUACUACUAUUCAUAGUUUGAUUGGCCAGUGCCUACUGGCUAACCACUGCUGUUCCCUGUGUGACCUGUAGGAGGCGUACUCUGUGGCACGGCAGUUCAACCAGAUCCCUCCCAUCUGUGAGCAGGCUGAGUACCACAUGUUCCAGAGGGAGAAGGUAGAGGUGCAGCUACCAGAGCUCUUCCAUAAGAUAGGUGAGUGGAGCUGGUCUGGACAGACUGAUAGAACACAACAGUAUUUUCUACACAGAGAUAGCUAUUAAAGUUAGACUCAGCAAUAUGACGUAGAUGGACAAAGUAAACAGCAUAGCGGGUCAAUUUCUGCAACAACUAAGAGCCUUGAAACGCGAGGCUAACAUGAAGCAAACUCGUGCACAUGCGCAGAUACUGUGUGUGACUUUGUCUUGCAUCUUGCUCAUUGCAAUAUCUGCGGUGCUGCUCGUGGCAACGUCAUUUCGCUGAGUCUACCUUUUUAAAAUUAUUACACUGAACAAAAAUAUAAACGCAACAUGUAAAGUGUUGGUCCCAUGUUUCAUGAGCUGAAUGCAGGAAUGUCCACCAGAGCUGUUGCAAGAGAAUUGAAUGUUCAUUUCUCUACCAUAAGCUGCCUACAACGUUGUUUUAGAGAAUUUGGCAAUACGUUCCAGAUCCGGCUUCUUCACGUAAUAAAGCCCUUUUGUGGGGAAAAAUAUAAUUCAGAUUGUCAGGGCCUGGCUCCCCAGUGGGUGGGCCUGGCUGCCAAGUGGGUGGGCCUAUGCCAUCUCAGGCCUACCCAUGGCUGCACCCCUGCCCAGUCAUGUGAAAUCCAUAGAUUAGGGCCUAAUUUAUUUAUUUCAAUUGACUGAUUUCCUUAUAUGAACUGUAACUCAAUAAAAUCUUUGAAAUUGUUUCAUGUUGCAUUUAUAUUUCUGUUCAGUAUAGUAUCAUUAUUAUAACUCUAAUAUGUAAUUCUAUGAUUGGUAGAGGCAGCAUACUUAUAUCUACGCAAAGGUUUCUGUGUCCAUUUUGUGCUUUUCUGGGUAAAUACCGGAUGCUGUCCUCUCCUUUUUUUGGACGGCUUAGUAUAGACGGAACAGCAUAUUUGGACUGAGUGGUGGUGAUGGUGACAGCGCUGACCCAAUGUUUCCCAUGUUUUCAGGUGUGGGGGCGAUGACAUGGUCACCACUGGCCUGUGGGAUCAUCUCAGGGAAAUAUGACAGCGGGGUCCCACCUUACUCCCGCGCCUCUCUUAAGGUAGCAUUACCCCCCCCUCUCCUGCCCCCCUAUUCACCUCUCUGGUUUCUCCUUUGGUCUCUGCUCAUAUGUCAUGUCAGCCCCUCUUCUCCCCCAGCCCUCUUCUUAUCCUGGCUGGUUCCUGUCUUAACAGCUGUUUUCUGUAUCUUUCAGGUUCUAGAACUUGGUGUCUCCUAGAUGUGUUUGUUUUUGAAUGCCCUGUGACGGCAUACUCUGUGUACCAACUCUGUGUACCAACUCUGUAGCAACUCUACCACCAGCAGUUAUUUGGUGGUGUCAACACAAGCAUCUUAUCUCACAUUUCACACACAGAGAGGCACGUGCAUGCACACUCACCCGCACACACACAGAUCAAAUGACAGCAAUAUACAUAUACUGCAUCACAAAUACAGAAAAUAGGGCUUACUCUGUCCCUGUGUUGUUGCAGAGGCAUGCAGGGUUGCUGUGGUCUUUUUACCCUGUGCAGUUAAGGAAACCAUUUCACCAUCUCACUACGUACAGUAGCUAAUGUUCUCCUGAGUAGAGUAUUGCAAACGGGUCGUUCAUUCAUAUUUUCUGCUGUUGGCACCUGAUCAACAACAGUGUGGGUGGCUGAUCCAAUCACUGAUGGGUUGCUUGUUCCUGAUCUGUCACUGUUUCAAUCAUUGGAUUACACAGGCUAUUACACAGGAAAUGUAAUCCCAUUGUCAAGGUUGCUUUUUAGCCAGUUGAAAUAUGCUUAAUGUACAUUCAUAUAUUUGCAAAAUAACAAUUGUCUUAGUGUUUAGAAGGAAUUAUACACAAUCUUAACAAUAAUUUUACAUUUAUUUAGAUCCUAAAACAAACGUGUGUGAUUGUACUGUAUGUGUGUGAAAUGUGAGAGAUGAGCCAGAGUUGACCAGGUAGAGAUGAGAGAGAGAGAGAGUCCUCCUCCUCUCUGCCUGCUGGGGCUGUACAGUAGAAGAGGACAGAGUACAGUAGAGUCAAUGUCGACAACCAGAGCCUGGUCUAGAAAACAGAGUCACGUGUUUAAAAGCAGGCCCUGGCCGACACAGGUGGUGCAGUGCCUCAAUGUUGGACAGGGCUGUGUUUUUUAGCAAGUGUGCUGUUUCAACAGGGCUACCAGUGGUUGAAGGACAAGAUCUUGAGCGAGGAGGGCCGGCGUCAGCAGGCAAAGUUGAAAGAGCUGCAGGCAAUCGCGGAGCGGCUGGGCUGCACUCUGCCCCAGCUCGCCAUCGGUACGCCGACACACACUGCCGCUCUCUCUCUUUCUGUCUGUCUGUCCGUUCCUCGUCCCUCUGCCUCUUGAAGCCAAUCAGGCGGCUAACCAGAUGGUCAUCAGCUGUUGGUUUGUGUGUGAGAAUGUUUGUCUGUAUUGUGUUGUAUGUCUGUUUGUGGCAAACUAGUUCUUAGAUGAGACACUAGAGUAGCCAGGAUGCUUUUCCUAAACCAAAGUCAGCUCAACAACUGGCUACUGAUUCUGUUUGUGAGUUUACUGUCGCGUGCGCUGGUGUGUCUGUAUACGACGAGCAAGUGUCCUUAUUCCCCACGUCAGCAGUAACAUGGAAUCUCAGACAUAAAUCUGAGCCGACUGGGGCGAGAGGGAAUGAGCCUGUUGACAGAUUCCCAGCUCUGUGGAGGGCUAUUAAAGCAUCACAGAUGAGAGAAACUGAGUAAAUCUGGGCCUACACAUCACUUCGCGUUGCAUAUCACAGCGCAUGUAAUGUAGUGUCAUAGGUUAGGUUUCACGGCUCAUUAACAGACAGCUUGUAGCUCCCAAUCACUAUAAAUCCCUGUGGCACUGCCACAAACAGCCUGGACAGAGUUAUGUUCCGGGACCACCAUUCUAUGUCACCCGAGAGUCGCUACAUUGGAAAGAAUACCUCCUGGCUUGACCCGUUAGUUACCUAAAGCCUGUUAUUUUACACAGUUGAUAGCUAGCUUUAGGGCUGUUGUAUGUUAAAGUAGCAGUGUGACGUCAUAGAUGGCAUUGGCCUAAGGUGUGUUCAGUUCGCUUGAACGUUUGCUACAUUGCAGAACGGUUUGUACUAAAUGACACGUUUCCCCAAAACUUUCUGGUAUGUUCUUGAACAGACUUGUGAGUUACAUUUGCUCCCGUUUGGUGGGUGUGGCGUGGUAUGGCUUGAAGCAAUAAGUGAUGUAUUUAAAGGGGGCAGUGGCUAUUCUGACAGUAUUCCCUGACCCACAACCCAACCCCUCCCCGUUUUUCAACUGGUCAUUCAGUACAGAAUAGUUUCCGUUCAAUUGAACGUUCCAGAACGUAAAAACGUACUGAAUGCAGCCUUGGCCAGUGAGUGAAUAAUCCGUGAUCUGUUAGACAUAUACAUGUAAUCCACUAUACCCAUCCCAUCCUGACCUGAGGAAACCUUGGUUGUUAAGUUAAAUCCUGGGAAAGCCUGAGUGUUGGUGGGUCAGACCUGUUCCUGGAAGUGGACUCUGUCUCAUCAUCACCAGUGUGUCUGGAGGUUCUAAUCCCACACUGACAGUGUUUGAACACACUGGCACAAAGUCUCAGUACAGUAGUACACUAAUCAUUUUAUACAGUAUCACAUCUCCCACAUCUAGAUUAGUAAAGACAGGUGGGGUUGUGUUUUGGGUGUGUAUGGUUAGGAAGGAUAGGGUAUGUUUAUUGUUUGUGUGAUUGUAUCUAGGUGCAUGUCUAGUAGUUAUAUUUUGUGGAGAGACAUGAUUAGGUGUUUGUGACACGUACGUGGCAGUGUUAUACAGUACAUGUUUCUAGCAUGUUUAUGUUAGGAGGUCUAUAUUUGUUUAGUAUGUUUGAGGCAGUGGUGGGGAGGGAAAGGGUUAUUUGGGAGAGAAAGACUUGUGUGUACGUGUUGUAAAUGGGGGUGUCAUUGCUGUUUACCCGUCCCUUACAGCGUGGUGCCUACGGAACGAAGGGGUGAGCUCCGUCCUCUUGGGGGCUUCCAACACCGACCAGCUGAUGGAGAAUAUAGGAGCAAUACAGGUGAGACCACACAGUGAGGGUCCAGGUAGGUGUGUCUGAGCAAGAGAAAGUGUGUAGAUUUGCAUAAUGUGUCAAUGGGUAUUGAUAAUCAAUCAACAGUUUUAAUUGCCACCCCCUUUGAGUCCAUAACAAUGAUGUCACAUUCCUAAAAGGUUCUCCCGUAUGUCCCUUUUUAUAAAGCAAAACAGUUCAAAUAUCACAUUUCAAUAGAAGUGGGAUUUGUGAACCAGAAUCUUGUAUUCGUUCUUAUUUAUUAUGUACUAUAUUCAGUGUGGCAUUGUGUUCAAGAGCUGUAACGGCUGUACUGUGUGUGUGUGUGAGUGUGUAUGCAUGUUCAGCAUAUGUGUAGUCUCCUAAGUGCAUUUGAUAUUUAGUUUCCAAAUGUUAUGUCCACAUUACCAGGGGCAACAUACAACAACUAUAUAUACAAAUGGUACAAAGUAUGUCAGUCUUAACAAGUGAACCACUAUGUCUUGCCUUCUCUGUUUCCUUCAAUGCAUCUGUAAUUUCCCCUGCAGGUUCUUCCCAAACUAUCCUCCUCAAUCACGCACGAGGUAGAUAGCAUCCUGGGGAACAAGCCGUACAGUAAAAAGGACUACCGCUCCUAACGCUCCGCCACGACGCCAGCCAGCCAGGACUGCUCCAGGGCUGCAAUGCAGGUCCAUGCCCCACCUUUGCCUGAUCCUCUGUUUGCUUGAGCUUUUACUGAAUGAGACCCCGGCGCAUGAGUCUGGCCCCACCUCGGCCACCCUGGGGAGCAUCAUUUAGAGUUACAGGGAAAAGAAAAGGAUGAAGAAAUAGGGACGUCACCUCCUCAAGGGAAGGAAGGAUAGAUAGAAAACAAUACAGAGCGAGAGGUUAAAUAGAUAUGCUCUCAUAGAUCAUUCAGUUAUACAUACAAUUCAGCCGAAACUGUAUUUUAAAAACCGAAGAAAAUAUAUAAAAUACUUUUUUUUUUAAAGCACACGCUUGCUUGGCAGCCAGAUAUUAUUUUAAUUUUGUGGGGAAAAAAUCUAAAUACUGAACGCAUACCAAUGGAAUUUACGUUUAUACAAAUAUACAACAAAUACUCUGUUGCACAUGUAUAGCAACACAUUUGUUUUUUGGAGUUCUGUUUCCAAUUGCCUGUACAUGUCCAUAACAGUUUCUCUGAAACAUCUGUUUUAUUUUUGUUGUCUACAGAAUCUGUGUACUAGCCUCCUCGCAGGCAGAACAAUCAGCACUUUAGUAUUGUACAGUUCAGUCAGUGAGAGGUUGUUGACCGUGAGAGGAUGAAAUAACUCAACCAUCUCACACAUGGUCAGUCAUUGCACUGUAGAAUCCAAAUCUCCUCUCCUGUUUCAGUUUCCUAUCUGUUCCCCUCAGUCAGUCUGGUCUCCACAGUGCUGGUUCUGCCAGGCUUGAUCCUGGUGCUCUGACUGACCCCUAGUCUGAGUCCCACCUCUGAUCUGCACUAACUGCACCAGCCAGGUGGAGCAGGGUGUAGGACUGCCCCCUACUGAAAGGACUUAGCUCUGCUCUGACCCUCCUCUCCUGCGUCAGGCCUGUCCAUGGAGCAUCUGUCAAUAAGAACCUUGAGCAGGCUAGUGUUUGAUUGCCAUAGAAAGGGUUAAUUACUGGCCAUGUAAAAUGAUGGCUGUAUCUGUAUUUACCUUUGUGUAGCAGUGUUACUUUCUGAAGUUUUACGGUAACUGCAUCAGACGUAAUGGUCUUAUUUGUGCUACUCAGUCAGUUUUACAGACCUCUUUAUUAGUCAUUUUAGAGCAAAUUCCCAUGAAAAUGGCACAUUGCCUAAAUUGUGCUCAAUGUGUGUGUUGCCUUAUUUAGGGUCAUUUUGAACUGUGCUGGGCUGAGACAACAGCCCCAUAGCUGCCAUUGGCCAUCAGGGCACAGACUUGUCUUGAGCCCCGUUUAUGCCUGGCUCUAAUAUGAAUCCUUUGUCCUGAUCUUGUCCACAUUCUAAUUGUGCCCACAUUUU
Coregonus sp. 'balchen' is the source of this 18428-nucleotide messenger RNA. The record is from the annotation of a GenBank genome assembly. NCBI's taxonomy places the organism in Eukaryota, Metazoa, Chordata, Actinopteri, Salmoniformes, Salmonidae.